AGGUGUUUGGAGGGAGGAAUGUUAAAGUGAAGUGCUAGUAAAGAGGAUCUGUGUGUGUGUGUGUGUAUGUAUGUAUGUUUGUGUCCACAUCUGUGUUUUGCAGACGUGUGGAAGGCUCUCCUUUCUUUCUUUGUAUCUCUCUUUGCCUCUUUUUCUGUCUUUUUUCACUUUUGUACUUGCCAGCUUAAAGUACCAAAGUAGAGAGUAGUUUCUGUCCACGUUUUUCUCUAUCUAUUAGUCACUGUUUUUAUUGGCUUAGGGCAAGCCAGCAUUUGCGUAGCUUUCAUUGAGUUCAGCAGUGCGGAGUUCAGAGUUACAGCAGGAAUGAUUUUAACUGUAGGUGAAACAUUCUCAAACGGAGCAAGUUCUAACUCGGAUGCCAGGGGGAUCGGAGAAACUGGGGAGGGGGUGCCAGAGGUCCCUGAGGGAGCAGACUCUUCAGGAGCUAUGCAGCAGGUGUUGGAAAACCUGGGUGAGUUGCCCUCCACCACAGGGGCUAAAGACCUUGACCUCAUCUUCCUCAAAGGCAUCAUGGAGAGCCCUAUCGUACGCUCGCUGGCCAAGGCACAUGAGCGUUUGGAGGAUGUAAAGUUGGAGGCAGUACAAGAGAAUAAUGUUGAGCUUGUGACUGAGAUUCUGGGUGACAUCAGCGGACUGAGUGUACGAGAUGACAGCGCAGCAGAGCUCUCCAAAAUCCUGCAGGAACCUCACUUUCAGUCUCUUCUGGAGGCCCAUGACAUUGUGGCAUCUAAAUGCUAUGAGGCCCCACCCCCUCCUGAAUUAACCAAUGAUGCAGCAGUGAACAAUGCUCUCUUGCAGGCUGAUGCAGUCAGGAUGAUUGGUAUCCGUAAGAAAGCAGGAGAACCACUGGGUGUGACCUUCCGAAUGGACAAGGGGGACCUGGUGAUUGCUCGGAUUCUUCACGGAGGGCUGAUUGACAGGCAGGGGCUGCUACAUGUGGGUGACAUCAUAAAGGAGGUGAAUGGGAAGGAUGUUGGCAAUAAUCCUACUGAGCUUCAGGAGAUGCUAAAAGAUUGUAGUGGAGGAAUAACACUGAAAAUACUGCCCAGCUAUAGAGAUGCUCCAGCACCACCACAGGUAUACGUGCAACCACAUUUUGACUACAAUCCAUCCAAUGACAAUCUAAUACCAUGCAGAGAGGCGGGGCUUGCUUUCAAAAGGGGUGAUAUCCUGCAGAUUGUCAACCGGGAAGACCCAAACUGGUGGCAGGCAUGCCAUUUGGUGGGAGGAGCUACCGGGCUGAUUCCUAGUCAGUUCCUGGAAGAAAAGAGAAAAGCAUUUGUUCCUAGAGACUUGGAUGGAGCAGGAAUCCUGUGUGGAACAAUGACUGGGAAAAAGAAGAAGAAGAUGAUGUAUCUUACAGCUAAGAAUUCAGAAUUUGACCGACAUGAACUUCAAAUCUAUGAAGAGGUAGCACGUAUGCCGCCAUUUCAGAGAAAAACCCUCGUUCUGAUUGGAGCACAGGGAGUGGGCCGUCGUAGCUUAAAAAACAGACUAGUUGUAUUACAUCCCACCCGCUUUGGUAACACUGUACCACACACGUCUCGGCGGCCCCGUGAAGAUGAGCGAGAUGGUCUGUCGUAUAGAUUUGUAACACGGUUAGAGAUGGAGAUGGACAUUAAGGCUGGCCGUUACCUGGAACACGGAGAAUAUGAUGGCAACCUCUAUGGCACUAAAAUCGAUUCCAUCCACGAGGUGGUCAAUACUGGGCGCACCUGUAUUCUAGAUGUCAAUCCUCAGGCUCUGAAGGUGUUGAAAACAGCAGAGUUUAUGCCAUAUGUUGUGUUCAUCGCAGCACCAGAGUUUGACACACUGAAGGCAAUGCACAAAGCUGUGGUUGAUGCUGGAAUCACUACCAAACAGCUCGGAGAUGUGGACCUGAAGAAGACUGUGGAUGAAAGUGCUCGUAUUCUGCGGGCUUAUAGACACUACUUUGAUCUCAUCAUUGUCAAUGACAACCUAGACUGUGCAUUUGAGACACUGCAGUCGGCCGUGGACAAACUUUGCAAUGAACCGCAGUGGGUUCCAGUGAGCUGGGUCUACUGAGGACACCUUUAAAAGAUCACCGUACAAGAGGGUUUGAGCGUGUAUGAGUGUGUGUGUGUGUGUGUGUGUGUGUGUGAGUGGUAUCUGAGGUGAUGGAUUUGUGGAAGUGAAGUUACGCGUUUGGAUUGACCAACCAAAUGAGCGUCAUCUCCUUUAACCUCACCGAUAGCCCCAACUUCUCUUUUGUGUACACAAUGCAAUGGUUUUUUCUACUCAAACUGAAAGGGAAGAGUACUUAUUUAUUUUAGUAUUUGUAUGUUUUUAAAGGAUAUCUUUCUAAUCGUAACAUCUUGGGAGUUUGGAGAGAAGAGAAAAUAAGGAAAAUUAAAGCUGGCCUUGAUGAAUCCGAGGCCAUAUUUUUUAAUUUAUUGUUUUAGUAAUUUAUGCAUGUGUUUCUGUUUUUCAUUUUGUAGACCCUAAACUGUGACUUUGAUUUAUUCUCAAAUGUCUGACUAACCUGACAGUGUAGCAGGCCAAGGGCUCAUAUAGAACAUUCUAGAACACAAUCUAGAUCUGAAAACUAUGAACCAUAAAACUGUUUACAUACACCCUCGACUCAACCCUUUUUCAGCCACAUAACUUGAACUGUAUCAUGUGCUUGUCUUCAUAUCCAAAAGAGAUGUAUUGAAUCUCUUUUCUGCAAAAGUCCAUAUCAGUGUGUGCAGCUUAUUUUAUAAUUAGUCUGUUUUGUAACUUUACAUUCACUGAAUUUGUAUCUGUGUUGUAAAAUGUUUGGAUGCACAUUGUGUCUAAUGAUUCUCAGUUGUUUUCUUUAGUGUCCUUUAAGGAACUGAACAAAUAGUCCUGUUGCUUUCAGUCAUACCUUUUCUGAGCAACCUCUUUCUCUGCAUUAAAACAUCUGCAUGUUUUUCUUAUAUGUAACAAAAAUUCUGUCUCAAAAUCACACGCCUGCCAAAGUUUCUGUUAAUGUGUUUUUGUCACCGUCUCCAUGUCAUCAUGACCUCUACAACAAGGCAAUAAAUAAACGGAACAUUUUUA
Molecule: messenger RNA, 3066 nt
Organism: Myxocyprinus asiaticus (Chinese sucker)
Lineage: Eukaryota; Metazoa; Chordata; Actinopteri; Cypriniformes; Catostomidae
Product: protein PALS2-like
Exons: 12
Coding region: 325-2067 (580 amino acids)
Cellular component (GO): cell-cell junction; plasma membrane
Molecular function (GO): protein binding
Source: RefSeq, a predicted model, not a curated record